Messenger RNA from Cladophialophora immunda, 4919 nucleotides. RefSeq lists its product as uncharacterized. Gene Ontology annotation, biological process: transmembrane transport. Bases 90 to 4706 code for a protein of 1538 amino acids. Lineage: Eukaryota; Fungi; Ascomycota; Eurotiomycetes; Chaetothyriales; Herpotrichiellaceae. The transcript is spliced from 11 exons. Gene Ontology annotation, cellular component: membrane. Gene Ontology annotation, molecular function: ABC-type transporter activity; ATP hydrolysis activity; ATP binding. The record is from RefSeq and is a predicted model, not a curated record.
AAAAAUCAUGCAGGCGGGACUUCAGACGGAGGCAAUGCCUCCGGGGCUAAUUAUGCAACUGUUGAGCGAUUUGGCGGGCGCGAGAGUAUAUGCAUUUAUGGGGGACUGUGUCGCCUCUGACCUCGCUCUGUUGUGGCUGUGUUGGUUACUUCUUCGCAAGCACAGAAUUAAUUCCUACCUCAACACAAAUGGCGUCAAACUCUCAAGGGCAGAGUGGUAACGACGAUGACGAAAACGACGUCUCCAGUACGGGGUCCGAAAGGGUCCCUUCAGAUUCGAGCUCAGAUGAAAAUCUCCAGCGCACCCAGUCAAUGUCCAGCAGCGUGAGCAACUAUGAACCGAUCAUGGAAGCUGAUCGCGCUGAGAUCACACGGGUUGCCAGUGAGUUAACGCGCGAAAAGACUCAUGAUCCGACCCUGGAUCCUUCUGAGCCUACCUUUGACAUAUACAAAUGGGCCAAGAUGGUCCUGCGAGAAGCCGAAGGCGCGAACAUCAAGCUACGUCGUGCCUCAAUUACUUUCAAGAACCUGAACGUGUCAGGCUCUGGGAUCGCCAUGAAUCUCCAGCCGACGGUAGCAUCAUACCUUCUUGCUCCGUUGCGCAUAGCCGAGUGGAUUCGCUUCGCGAAGAAGCCGCAGAGAAAGAUUCUCACGGGCUUUGACGGCGUGGUAAAGCCUGGAGAGAUGCUACUGGUCUUGGGACGCCCUGGCAGCGGAUGCUCGACACUCCUAAAAACUCUAGCUGGGGAACUCCAUGGCUUGAAAGUUGGAGAUGACUCAGUCAUCCAUUACAGCGGAAUACCGCAACACCAGAUGAUCAAGCAUUUCAAGGGCGAGAUCGUCUACAACGCCGAAGUCGACAUACAUUUUCCGCAUUUGACUGUCAGACAGACUCUCGAAUUUGCGGCGGCUAUGCGUACUCCACGAAACCGAGUUUUGGGCGAUUCUCGAAGCGAAAAUGUCAAGAAAAUGACGGCCGUCGCCAUGGCAGUAUGCGGGUUGACCCACGUCCAAAACACGAAAGUAGGAAAUGCGUAUGUGCGAGGUGCAUCAGGAGGAGAGAGGAAGCGAGUGAGCAUUGCGGAGAUGCUGCUCUCCUUCUCGCCCAUCGGUUGUUGGGACAACAGCACGCGCGGUCUGGAUGCUUCCUCCGCCAUCACGUUCGUCCGCACGCUCAGACUGAGUGCCGAUCUGAGCGGCUCUGCCCAUGCAGUCGCGGCCUAUCAGGCUUCUCAGACAAUGUACGACGCUUUCGACAAGGUCAUCGUUCUUUAUGAGGGUAGAGAGAUAUACUUUGGUCCAACCAAUCUUGCGAAGGGUUACUUUGCAGAGAUGGGCUGGCUCUGUCCAGCUCGCCAACCAACCCCUGACUUUCUGACCUCGAUCACAAAUGUGAGCGAAAGGAAAACGCGACCAGGAUACGAAGAGAAGGUCCCCCGAACUGCCAUCGAAUUUGAACAAUACUGGCGGAAAUCACGACUUUAUAAGUCCCUCCAACAAGAAAUCAAGACACAUGAAGAGGAGGACUAUGGGUCCUCUGCAGCCGAUGAAUUCAAAGCCGCACGCCGUGCGGUGCAAGCACACCAUGUUCCUCCGAGCUCUCCGUACACCGUUUCGACGCCCAUGCAAAUCCAGAUUUGUACCAAACGAGGCUUUCAGCGGCUUUGGAAUGAAAGAGUGAUCCGACUCACCUUGAUCAUUGGACAAGGAAGCAUGUCCCUGAUUAUCGGCUCCAUUUUUUACGGAACGAUCAACGACACCAAUAGCUUCUUCGCAAAAGGUUCUACCAUUUUCUUUGCUGUGUUAUUGAAUGCUCUUAUUGCGGUUACGGAAAUCAAUCGUUUGUAUGACCAAAGACCUAUCGUGGAGAAGCAAGCCUCCUAUGCUUUCUACCACCCAUUUACAGAGGCAUUGGCUACUGUAAUAGCGGAUCUACCGGUUCAGCUGCUCACCGCCGUGAUCUUCAACAUCGUUCUCUAUUUUCUGUCAGGGCUGAGGAGGGAAGCUGCACAGUUCUUCAUCUUCUUCCUUUUCGCCUUUCUGACACGAUUGGCAAUGACUGGACUCUUCAGAACGAUAGGCGCAGCGACCAAAACAAUCUCAGAAGCACUGGCGAUCGCUGCGGUGUUGGUUCUGGCAAUAGUGAUCUACACCGGGUUUACAAUACCUCGACCAGACAUGCACGCUUGGUUCAAGUGGAUUUCGUGGUGCAAUCCGGUUGCAUAUUCAUUUGAAGCGCUCCUCGUCAACGAGUUCCACGGAAGGCAAUUUCCGUGUGGCAACUUUGUUCCCGCAUAUCCAAAUCUACUCGGGGACACGUUCAUUUGCUCCGUCCCUGGCGCGGUUGUCGGCCAAUCGACUGUAUCUGGUGACGCAUAUCUCGAAACUUCCUACCGGUACAGUUACAGCCACAUUUGGCGGAAUCUUGGCAUAUUGAUUGCUUUCCUGGUUUUCUUCAUGUUCACUUACCUGGGGAUAUCUGAAAUCAAUUCAAAACCGGAAGGCAAGGGAGAGGUCUUGCUAUUUCGCCGAGGACAUGUCCCACGCUACGUCGAGGAGGGUCUGAGACAUGAAGAUCAAGAGGACCCUGACGCUCCUCCCGCAGUCACCGGAAGGGAUGACGCCCAAGAUGAAGAUAUCAAGGCAAUCCCACCGCAAAAGGCCAUCUUUACCUGGCACAAUGUCAACUACGAUAUUCCGGUCAAGGAGGGAACACGCAGGUUGCUCGACCAAGUAUCAGGGUGGGUCAAGCCUGGAACCUUGACUGCCCUGAUGGGUGUAUCAGGUGCUGGGAAGACAACCCUGCUGGAUGUUCUAGCCCAGCGCACCUCAAUCGGGGUUGUGACCGGUGACAUGUUGGUGGACGGAAAGCCGUUAGACCCCAGCUUCCAAAGGAAAACAGGGUACGUUCAGCAGCAAGAUCUCCACCUUGAAACCUCGACUGUUCGCGAAGCAUUGCGCUUUAGCGCCAUGGUCCGUCAGCCUAAGUCUGUCUCCAAGAAGGAGAAAUACGAGUACGUGGAGGAAGUCAUCAAGAUGAUCAACGCGGAAGACUUCGCCGAGGCCGUGGUUGGUGUGCCGGGAGAAGGCCUUAACGUCGAGCAACGAAAACUGCUUACAAUAGGGGUGGAGCUCGCCGCGAAGCCUGCUCUCCUGUUUUUCCUCGAUGAACCGACUAGCGGGCUGGACUCCCAAAGUUCCUGGUCGAUUCUCAGCUUCCUGCGCAAGCUGGCCGACCAUGGACAAGCCGUCCUGUCGACGAUCCAUCAACCCAGUGCGCUGCUGUUUCAGGAGUUCGACCGACUGCUGUUCCUCACGACGGGAGGUCGAACCGUCUACUUCGGCGACAUCGGCCCCAACUCGCAGACCCUCACCAGCUAUUUCGAGAGGCAUGGAGCCAGGGCCUGCAGUGACUCGGAAAAUGUGGCCGAGUACAUGCUGGAAGUUGUCAACCCGGAAGCAAGUGCUCAAGCCAACCACGAUUGGGUGGAGAUCUGGAGAUCCAGCGAAGAGAACAAGCACAUGCUGGCAGAGCUGGACCAAAUCAACCGGGAAAGGAUCAAAGUUCCUGUGGAAGACAACACCGCCACAAGCCGUGGGCAAUAUGCUGUGCCGAUAUACACCCAGACGUAUUACACGACGAUCCGCGCCUGGCAGCAGUAUUGGAGAACCCCCGGAUAUGUUCUUCACAAGUUUGGCCUCGGCGUUGCUUCAGCUCUGUUCAUCGGCUUCUCAUUCUGGCAAUCGAACAGCUCCCAACAAGGGCUGCAGAAUGUCUUGCUCAGCGUUUUCAUGCUCACGUCGAUAUUCACGGCCUUGAUCCAGCAAAUCAUCCCUCGGUUCGUCAUCCAGAGGUCGCUCUAUGAAGUCCGGGAGCGCCCGUCCAAGGCCUACUCGUAUGUGGCGUUUCUCCUCGCCAACAUUCUCGUAGAGAUUCCAUACCAGACUCUGCUCGGCAUCAUGGUGUAUGCUUCCUACUACUACUCGGUCUUUGGCAUCCAAUCUUCCGAACGACAAGGCCUCAUCUUACUAUUCUGCGUCCAAUUUUUCGUGUACGCAAGCACGUUCUCGCAGAUGGUGAUCGCGGCUCUGCCGGACGCGGAGACUGCCGGUAUUAUUGCAACACUCAUGUUCGCCAUGUGUGUCAUCUUCAACGGCGUGCUUCAACCACCGGAUGCGCUGCCGGGCUUCUGGCACUUCAUGUACCGCGUGAGUCCCUUCACCUACAUCAUCGACGGCAUCGUGGCGACGGCGCUGCACGGCCGCAAGGUCGUGUGCGCUGAGAACGAGCUGAGCGUCUUCUCGCCGCCGCCGAACAUGACCUGCGGCCAAUACCUCGCGCCCUACCUGCAAGUCGCGCCGGGGACGCUGUACAACCCCGCGGCGACGAGCAGCUGCGAGUACUGCGCCCUGUCCGUCGCGGACCAGUAUUUGAGCCCCCGGGGCAUCGCGUGGGGCCAGCGCUGGCGCAACUUCGGCCUCGUCUGGGCGUAUGUGGCGUUCGACCUAUUCAUGAUCCCGCUGCUGUACUACAACUUCCGGAUGAAGAAGUGGCGCGGCAAGGUCGGCGCGAGCAGACGGCGCCGGGGCUUGAACAGGACCUACUCCUGGAUCCGCACGUUUGGGAGGCAAUGUCGGAGGCUUCUAACCGGGCGCUGGGAGAAGCUGCCUUUGGAAAAGCGGGCCGAGAAUCCCCGGGUGUAUUGAUUCAAUAAGCAUGGAGUCGUCGGUUCGGGUUCAUUUGGUUAGCAGGGAGGGAUUUCGGGCUGGAUGUUGUCCUGUCCAUCUUUGGGCUGUGCUGUAUUAUUACUAUUAGACUUGAAGUUCGAGACUGUCAGUCACAAAAGCGCCCGCUCUUUCCCGAUCCGACUCCGGGCCCUGGAUAUCUAGUUUCAUAAUGGCUUUUCUGCUUGGCCCCCC